Aspergillus versicolor CBS 583.65 is the source of this 1142-nucleotide messenger RNA. RefSeq lists its product as uncharacterized. Lineage: Eukaryota; Fungi; Ascomycota; Eurotiomycetes; Eurotiales; Aspergillaceae. The record is from RefSeq and is a predicted model, not a curated record. Bases 352 to 855 code for a protein of 167 amino acids. The transcript has a single exon.
GCCUACGUUUGUUAAUUGUGCCAUUCAUUCCCACCUCUAAAUUUACAAUGCAUCAGUUGACCUUCAUCUAAAUCGACGAAGUUAAGUCUGCCAUCGAACCCCUUCGGAACAGCAAAGCACCCCUCAAGUUGGUCAUUCCCGGAAACCACGAUUUCACCCUCGAUAUCCCUAUUUUCCAACGGAAGAUCGCAUAGGUAAGCCCGCCCUUAGACUUACAGCUGGUCAAAAGGGAAUAUGGUGAUUAUGGAGAGGUUAUAGAGUUAUUUAAGCAAGCCGCCACAAGCGGCAUUCAUCUCCUCGACGAAGGCACCCACAACUUCGCCCUCCUGAACGGUGCAUCACUAAAGGUAUAUGCAAGCCCUUAUACCCCCCUCACUUGGUGACUGGGGUUUCCAAUACGACCCUGAGAUGGGUCAUAACUUUGAUAUUAGUGACGAUGUCGACGUCGUUAUAACGCAUGGCCCACCGAGGGGUAUCAUGGACAUGACCUACUCGGCUGAGCGCGCCGGUUGCCCACAGCUCUUUGUGGCUAUCGCUCGAUCACGGCCGCGAAUGCAUUACUUUGGCCAUAUUCAUGAAGGUUGGGGAGCAAAGGUCGUGGCGUGGCGGAAAAUGAUCAACGAGAAACCAUCGCAUCUCACUGAUAUCGACAAUGGAAGGUCUACAUUGAUUGAUAAUCUGUCCAGAGUCAGCCAUGAUGCUCGAAUCCACGAAGCGAGUCUUUGUGAAGAGGGCUAUACUCCGCUCCAAGCGGGCUCCCAGACACUCUUUGUCAACGCCGCUGUCGAGGGCACGAAAGAGCUGCCGGUGCAACCGUUGUGGCUUGUUGAUCUCGAGCUUCCUCUCAGUGUAUAAGUGGAUAAUUUGAAUAAUAGCACAAGUGGAUAGUUGAGAGUAUGUAGAAAUAGUACUAGAUGUUCCCAAAAAAGAAAACUAGGUCCGGGACCAUGACCGGAUUUCCGUUUUAUACUACGUAUCUGCAUCCAAGGCGAUAAGGCAAAAUUACAGCACUUACGAGCUCCCAAAAGCAGUGUUCUACCCACAAUAUUGGUGUAGACUUGAUCUCGUAUCUUCAAUAAUUAAAUAUGAGCAGGGCGGUUUUGGCUGUUAUGAGUGUCUAAGUAAACGAACGGAUCAGUCCC